UCCGUCGGUAGUGAGGUCGGCGAUUCCCCAUAUCUCAAACCCUCCAUCUCUCACCACCUGACCGCUAAAUCGCAGGGUCGCCAUCGCGCGAUUUCAAGGAAAGCAACCACUCGAAUUUGAUAUCUCCGUCCGAUCUCGGUCUCUGCUCCGAGUCGAAGUUCGUUCUCUGUCGGUUUGAAAAGUUUUCUGGCUUCGAUUUUACGCGGGAUCAUCCGAUCCCUCUACAUUUCUUCGGCCUAUUUGGAUCUUGAUGCCUUAUUUGGGUGCUGCUGUGGCUUGUGGAACAGAAUCUUGAUCUGCCGACUUAGAUUUGGGUAGUGCGAGUUGAACUAAUUGGGUAAUGCGAGUUGAACUAAUUGGGUAAUGCGAGUUGAACUAACUCCAUUUUGAGUUGGAAUUGGUUGCAGAGUGGGUCGAUAAAUGGAAACUUGGAAUAUGGAAUUAAGGUAGGAAGGGAUUUGUAUAUAGCUAGCGCAGAAUGGCGUGGUUGGGGAAGGUGUCCUUGGGCGGUUUCCCGGAUCUGGCCGGGGCCGUCUCCAAACUGAGCGAGAGCGUCAAGAACAUUGAGAAAAACUUCGAUAGUGCGCUCGGGUUCGAAGAGAAUCAAAAUUCUAGUGACGAAGGUCCUGCAAAAUGGACAUCAGCAUCAGAUAAUAAAGGAAUUUUUGAACCUAUGAUGACGUUCAUGGGUCACAAAGGACAGGAAAGUGCUUCUGAAGCAUCACUAAAAGCUGAAUUUUUAUCACACACUUCAUCUGCUGAGGAAUAUGAACAAAUUUCAGCUGCAGGAUCACCAGUAUCCACGGUUGAAACAACUACUGAAAAGCAAACCAAAGAUUUUAUUAGUCAUGCUAAUGGCACUGGUUCUAAUAUUGCCAGUACUAUGGUCGACAAACCUGGAGAAGUUGAUUGGAACGAAGUUAUGGUUGGAUCAAAUUGUUUAAAAGCUGAAACAGAGACUUACUUGUCUGGAAGCAAGGAACAACCAUAUUCAUUUUCUUUGUCCCAACAUAAAACAGAUGCAGAUGGAGGAACCAAUGAUAAAGCGCAACCAAGGGAUUCCCUUCUGCAAAUUGCAGAUGGUGAAGAAUCUAAUGUUGCUAGUUUUCUCUGUGUAGCUGAAGAGUUGCAUCAGGCAAGUGAUUUACAGGGAAGCAAUGUCAAAAAUGAGACAGAAGCUGUGCAGAUUGUUGAUGAAGGAUCUCCUACGCAGUCUAAUAUUGUAGUUAGUGUCCAAGAAGACCUUGAGAUAGACACUUCAGUUGAAAUACCUGUUAGUGUAAUGAAAUAUGAUCAUGCCAAUGAACUAUCCGAUCAUAGUGAUCUGAAUCCAAUCAGUACUGAGCAGCAUCAAGGAACAUCUUCUGAAUCAGUUACACAUGAUACUGAUGUAUCUCCUAAGUCUAUGGAAGUGAGCUCCAAAGCAAUGGAUGUUGAAGCUGAGGAUGACAAAUCUUCGUUUGGUGCAUCAAAUAAUAAAUCAAAUUCAACGGAUCCUAUUGUUGAAGUAGAGAAGGUGAAACGGGAAAUGAAAAUUAUGGAAGCUGCAUUACAAGGUGCUGCUAGGCAAGCCCAGGCUAAAGCUGAUGAAAUUGCUAAAUUGAUGAAUGAGAACGAACGGUUGAAGUCUAUUAUUGAGGAUCUAAAGAGGAAAUCAUCAGAAGCUGAAAUAGAUGCAUUACGAGAGGAAUACCACCAAAAGUUGUCAUCUCUUGAAAGAAAGGUUUAUGCACUCACUAGAGAAAGGGAUACAUUAAGGAGAGAACAAAACAAAAAAAAUGAUGCAUCUGCUCUUUUGAAAGAAAAAGAUGAGAUAAUCAGUCAAGUUAUGGCUGAAGGUGAAGAGUUAUCAAAAAAGCAGGCUGCUCAGGAAGCAACUAUCAGGAAACUAAGGGCACAGAUACGAGAGCUUGAAGAAGAAAAGCAAAGACUGAACUCAAAGCUUCAGGUUGAGGAUACGAAGGUAGAAAGUAUUAAAAGAGACAAGGCAGCUACUGAAAAGUUGCUGCAGGAAACCAUAGAAAGAAAUCAAGCAGAACUUGCUGCUCAGAAGGAACUUUAUACCAAAGCACUUAAUGAAGCCAAGGAGGCUGAAGCAUUGGCAGAGGCACGAGCUAACACUGAAGCCAGUGUUGAAGUUGAGAGCCGCCUGAGGGAAGCAGUUGAACGUGAAACUAUGUUGGUUCAGACACUUGAGGAGUUGAGGCAGAGUCUGACUAGAACAGAGCAACAGGCAGUUUCUAGAGAAGAAAUACUGCGAAGGGAUAUAGAGGAUCUUCAAAAACGGUAUCAAGCAAGUGAGUUACGCUACACUGAGUUGAUCACACAAGUUCCUGAGUCAACUCAGCCACUGCUGAGGCAAAUUGAAGCAAUGCAGGAAACAGCCACUAGAAGAGCGGAAGCCUGGGCUGGUGUAGAAAGAGUUCUAAAUUCCCGCCUGAUGGAGGCAGAAGCCAAAGCAGCUGCUGCAGAGGAAAAGGAGCGAGCCCUGAAUGAGCGGCUAUCACAAAAUCUAUCUCGAAUUACUGUUCUUGAAACUCAGAUUUCAUGUAUCAGAGCAGAACAAACACAACUGAGCAGAUCACUUGAAAAGGAAAGGCAGAGAGCAUCUGAAAGCAGACAAGAAUAUCUAGCAGCAAUGGAGGAAGCUGCCACUCAAGAGGGCCGGGCCAAGCAGCUUGAAGAUGAAAUCAAGGAGAUUAGGAGUAAACACAGAAAGGAGUUGCAAGAUGAAGUGGUUCAUAGAGAACUUCUGGAAAAGGAGCUUGAAAGGCUAAGAACUGCCAAAACAGAAUUGCAAAAACCAAUUUCUCGUGAAACUCCUCCAGUUGCAAAUCAAGAUCAAACCAAAAAUCUACCCAUUAGGAAGCUUUCAAGUGCUGGGAGUUUGAGUAGCAUGGACGAAAGCGUUUUCUUGCAUACAUCUUUGGACUCGUCCGAUAGUUUUCCAUUGGAGAGGAGACCAUCUGCAGAAGGAAACAUUUCUCCAUAUUUUUUGAAGAGCAUGACACAAAGUGUAUAUGAAGUAGCACUACGUCAAAAGGAUGGUGAACUCGCAUCAUACAUGUCACGCUUGGCUUCAUUGGAAUCUGUUCGUAAUUCUCUUGCUGAGGAACUAGUCAAAAUGACAGAGCAGUGCGAAAAGCUGCGAGCAGAAGCAGGAGUUUUACCUGGAUUACGAGCAGAGCUAGAAGCCCUAAGGCGAAGACACUCUGCAGCACUGGAACUUAUGGGUGAACAUGAUGAAGAGUUGGAGGAACUACGAGCUGAUAUCAUCGACCUGAAGGAAAUGUACCGAGAGCAGGUCGAUUUGCUUGUGAACAGGAUCCAAACGAUGACUUUAUCAGCUGGUGCAACUUAGAUAUAUACAAGAAAUUCUUGUGCUGAUGAAUGAUGCAAAGGCCAUGUUACAAAUCCAUAAUUUUGGUCUGCCUCGAAGGUUUUUUUUUUUUUAAGUGUUGGUGGUCUGUUCUUUGUAUUUGCUUUAGAGCUGUAUACAUAUUCAACACAGAUAGGGAACUUGGAUACAAUUAAGAAACCUACGACAUGCUUUGUUGUAUAUUUUGAAGGAAAAUAAAACCAAGUUAUGUUGUUUUGUUUGUGUA
Messenger RNA from Musa acuminata AAA Group (dessert banana), 3605 nucleotides. RefSeq names its product golgin candidate 5. Bases 479 to 3361 code for a protein of 960 amino acids. The transcript is spliced from 19 exons. Lineage: Eukaryota; Viridiplantae; Streptophyta; Magnoliopsida; Zingiberales; Musaceae. The record is from RefSeq and is a predicted model, not a curated record.